Messenger RNA from Mesorhabditis spiculigera, 237 nucleotides. The record is from the annotation of a GenBank genome assembly. Lineage: Eukaryota; Metazoa; Nematoda; Chromadorea; Rhabditida; Rhabditidae.
AUGCGUUUCUUUUUCUGUGUACUCCCACUCCUCGCCGCCAUAGCUGCGGUAACGAGUGAAACGCGUGGAUGUAAGGCAACAGCGGAUUGCCCUCGAUUUCAUAAAUGCACACUAAACAUAUGUCUCAUGCCGCGGCAACGCUGCGCCCAUGGCCGGCUGUGCGCUCAGGGGCAACACUGCUGCAGUUGGAGCGGCGAUCCCGAGCUCGGAAGUUGCCAGCCACUGGACGUCUAUUGC